GUCUCUUAUGUCAGUCUUUCCACAAGAGAGACAUUUUCAAAAGUUGGUCGAGAACUCUUGAGAGCAAUUGCCAACAUCCAUACACAGAUUAUUUCUGUACUGCUGGAUCGAGUUAGAGACACCAUCGAGAAAGUUGGGAUGGUUUCUUUAUAUCUGUUUAAAGAACUGCCGUUGCACCUGUGGAAGCCUUCUUCGUCUGAGAUCGCGCUGAUUCGUGACUGGUUGUUAAAUUACACUCUAACAACAGUGGAGAAUAAACUAGCCUGCAUUAUCUUGGAAGGGCUGAACUGGGGAUUUGGUGACCAUGGUGCACUUCAUCUGGAUCCAGCUGUCCAUUCUGAGGUUGCAUUGAUGGUUCUGGAAGCAUAUCAGAAAUAUCUUUCCCAGAAACCAUAUGCUGGGCUGCUUUCUGAAAGCAUAAAACAGGUCUCCUACUUAGCCAGCAUUGUUCGUUACGGAGAAACGCCAGAGACUUCCUUUAACCAGUGGGCGUGGGGUUUGAUUUUGAGGUUAAAGCUCCACAGAAACGACCGUGGCAUGCAGCAUGGCUGGCCUGCAGUCCCCGUGUCUGACAGCGUGCUCGACAUGACCGAGUCGGUCACGCUUCACCCCCUGCUGAAGGCUGUGAAGGCCAACGUCCCCAUCGGCUGCUACUUGGCACUGGCGAUGACCACGCUAGGUCACAGCAUUGAGAAGUUCUGUGCUGAAGGGAUCCCUCUUCUGGGUGUGCUUGUCCAGUCUAGGUAUCUGAGAACAGUAGCCCAUGUGCUGGAUAAAAUUUUGCCCUUAUUUUACUCUUGCCAGUAUUAUCUCCUGAAGAAUGAACAAUUUUUAUCGUACGUCCAACUGUUCCUUCACCUGGAUAGUGGAGUCCCUCAAGGUGUGACCCAGCAGGUUACCCAUAAAGUAACACAGCACUUGACAGGAGUCAGCUAUGGAGAAAAUGUGAAGCUGCUCAGUAGUAUGAUCCAGACUCACAUAUUUCUAAGUGACCAGCCAAAUGGAGUGGGGCCGGCUGCAGUACUGGAGUUUUGGGUUCAGGUCCUCACCAGCCAGCAGCUGUGGCACAGGGACCGGGCAACACUCUUCUUGCUGGAUGAUUUAUGUAAAGCUGCUUUUCAGUACAGUCAAGAAGACUGUGUGCAAAAGCUGCUUUACCAACAACACAAGAAUGCUUUGGGCUAUCAUUGUGACAAAGGUCUGCUGUCUUCGCUUGUCAGCUGGAUUGUGGCAGGCAAUGUGACACCUUCCUUUGUUGAGGGCAAUGCCAAUUCUUCUCAGGUAUGGUUUUCAUGGAUGGUGUUAAAUAUGGAGUCAAUAUUUGAAGAAGACUCACAGCUUCGCAGACUUGUGGAAGGGGAGUUGGUUAUUAAUGCCUUAACUCCUGAUCAAGCUUUGAAGAAAGCACAGACUCAGCUGAAGCUGCCCAUCGUACCUUCCCUUCAGAGGCUCAUGAUUUACCGCUGGGCUCACCAGGCCCUUGCUACCCCUGCUGAUCACCCUCUCAUGCCACUAAUCUGGCAGAAAUUCUUCCUCCUUUACCUUCACCGACCAGGACCACAAUAUGGGUUACCUGUAGAUGGCUGUAUUGGAAGGCGUUUUUUCCAGAGUGCAGCUCAUAUUAACUUACUGAAUGAAAUGAAGCAGCGCUUAGUGGAGGUAGCAGAUUUCCACCACGCUGCCAGCAAAGCCCUAAGAGUGGAGAGUCCUGCAGAGGGCAGUGACAGAUCACCAGAGAAGGCGAGCUGCUCACCAGAUUACCUGACUUCACCAGAACUGCAUAAGGAGCUUGUCAGGCUUUGUAAUGUUUUCAUUUUGUGGUUGGAAGAAGAGAGUUUCCAGAAAGGAGACACAUAUGUUCCUUCUUUACCGAAGCAAUAUGAUGCACAUAGGCUUGCUAAAGUCAUGCAGAAUCAACAGGAUUUGUGGAUGGAGUAUGUCAACGUUGAGCUCAUACACCAUGAGUUUCAGGAAGCUCUAAACCUUUGGCUACAGGUUCAGCUUGAAUCACCUACAACUGGUAUUUCUGCAGGGCACACAGAUUUCACUAACCCUUUAUCAGCCAAAGAGAGAAUAAUGAAUAAUUUGAAGAAGUUUGAUGUUCCCAAGCCCCUUCUUCCGCUCCAGAUGAUGAAAGCUCCUGUGCCAGUUAUUUCCUCUGCCAGUCUAGUAAGUGAGAAAGAAGCAAUUCAGCUCAUGUGCAUGGACCUUAACAUCUUGCAGCGACAUGCCAAAACUGCAGCUCUCUGGGAAUCUCAGCAUGUUGCUCUUAAUAGUGAAAUAUUGGACACAGUACCGAAGCUGUACGUCAAUCGGGAAGAGCAGAUCACCCUCCAUUUGGAGUGCCGGGGAACCUCAAAUAAAGGCUGUCAGGGAGCAGCUCUUCUAACCAUCCAGUUUGAAGGGAAACAUAAAAAUGAAGCAGUGAGCCAGCAGCUUCAUGCUUUGCGUAAAGAAGUGAGACAACUGCAGGCAGAAGCUACGAAGCCACCUUCUCUGGGUGUUGUGGAAGCAGCAGUACAUGUGGAAAAUUUUAUAACAGCCUUAAUAAAUAUCUACAAGGUGCAGCCUAUGCCUGCGAUUAAGAAAGUUGGAAUUAGUUUGUUUUUUACGUUAGUGGACUACGUGUGUGAUGAAACUCAACGCAAUCCUCCCACACGGCAGUUCUUCACAUCCUGCAUCGAGAUCCUAGGCCAGGUGUUCAUCAGUGGGACCAAGUCAGAGUGCAAACGUCUCCUCCAGACAAUCCUGCAGAAUCGAAGGCUCUGUACUCUACUUUCUCCUUACUUCACUCCUGUUGCCUCUCCCAAUGAGUUUGUGACUUUAUAUAAAGAAGUCGUGGCCUUUCUGAGUGAGGAUAACAGUGAUGUUGUCUUCAUGUUGCUGACAAAGUUUGACCUUGUACAAUGGCUAAAUGUUGCUAAGCCACCUCUAUCUGAACGUACCAAGCUUCUGGAGUCUAUUCACUUGGCUCUCAAUGCAUGUGGCCUUGAACCUGAAGAAGAUAUUUUGAUGCCAUUUAAUAUCUUCUGUAAGCACUGGACUAACCUUCUGCAGUAUCAGUUCCCUGAUCACUAUAGUGAUUUCCUAAGACUGUUCGUGCAAAGCUCUUCAGAGCAGCUUUUAAGCCCCGACUGUUGGAAGGCAUCACUUAAAGCUUUGGGAUGUGGAUCAUCAGUGACUGAACAGGGAAGCUUCAAGAAAAGCAGCUCUACCGAAAGCCCUGUAUUGCGGGAUGCUGCAAAAAUUCUCCUCUCUGCAGAACAGGUUAGAGAGACAAUAGAAUGGCUUUCCACAUCUUUCUGCAAACUUCGUCUGGCUUCAGUGGACUUCAGGACUUUUGGCCUGUUCUCAAAAUGGAGUCCUUAUGCAGCCGAAGUGAAUAAAUUUUUAAAGUAUCUUACUGAACAACUCAUUGACACAGCAGUUGCCAAUUUAGCCCAAGAGCCUGUUGGCAGUAACAGAAUUUUAGCAGCAUUACAGUCCUUGUAUUCAAUCAUUGCUGGACUCUUUAAACCAUGGAUACUGGUCUUGGAUAAGGAAGAUGCAAGUAACCAGCCCUGCUACCCUUGGCUAGAGAGUGACACUCCGGUGGCGUCCACCGUGGUUUGUUCGUUUACAGACUGCAUCAAGCUUUUGCACGAGAGCUUUAAAGACAAGCUGUUGCCAAGCCACCAUGGGGCUCUGUGGUUACAUCUGAUGCAUUACUGCGAAUGUUGCACAGCCCCAAAAAUGCCAGAGUUUAUUCUCUAUACUUUCCAUACUGAGUUCAGAAGGCUUCCAUGGAAGGAAAUGCAUCCAGACCAGAUGCUUAUGGAAGAGUUCUUUAAAAUUGAAAGAGGGAGCCCUAAGAGUUGUUUCUUAUUCUUGGGUUAUGUUCUAUGUGAAAUAAACUGGGUCAGUGUCCUCUCUGAUGCCUGGAAUCCCAACCCUCAUCCUCAGACUCACAACAUGAUUGUCUGUUUGCUGUACAUGAUGGUCCUGUUGGCAAAGGAGGAACAACUUAUAGGUGAAGAGGAAUCACCACUCAUAAAUCUUCUUGGACAGACCAGCUCCCUUCCUUGGCAGCUUGUGAGCAUUUCGUCUUACCAAAGCAUCAUCAACUACUGCAACAGUCACUACCCUCCCUCUGUUAUCCUUGCUAAGGAUGCUGCAGCUGAACUGAUAGUGAAGCUCCUGAAAAUCUCAGCAGGCUUCGGUGCAUCUUCGGAUAGUCAUGUCCACCUUGAUGCAACACUGAAGUGCCGAGCAUACAUUCACCAGGUGGUUCAGUUUCUCAGCACCUUAGAACAAAGCGGAAAGAUUACUCUUGCAGUUUUGGAACAAGAAAUGUCCAAGUUGCUAGAUGAUGUAGUCAUCUUUAAUCCUCCAG
Tauraco erythrolophus (red-crested turaco) is the source of this 4372-nucleotide messenger RNA. The record is from RefSeq and is a predicted model, not a curated record. NCBI's taxonomy places the organism in Eukaryota, Metazoa, Chordata, Aves, Musophagiformes, Musophagidae.